Molecule: messenger RNA, 2805 nt
Organism: Thermothielavioides terrestris NRRL 8126
Lineage: Eukaryota; Fungi; Ascomycota; Sordariomycetes; Sordariales; Chaetomiaceae
Exons: 3
Coding region: 370-2487 (705 amino acids)
Biological process (GO): L-valine biosynthetic process
Cellular component (GO): mitochondrion; acetolactate synthase complex
Molecular function (GO): thiamine pyrophosphate binding; magnesium ion binding; flavin adenine dinucleotide binding
Source: RefSeq, a predicted model, not a curated record
CCUAGGUCUUUCUGCACACUGUCUUGACUCGAUUGCAGACCGGACAAAAGUUCAGCAUCCGCUUGGGCUCCACGUCUCUUCUUCAACGCUGAAAAUCGGAAUAUCCAAGACGGUAACCCUGCUGUCCGACAGUUAACAACAAGCAGGGCGAGGCAGCCGAAGUGGAGUUUGCGGGUGAAAACCUGGAAACAAACCUGCAAGGCAAGGGCCUUCCAGGAAGACAUACAAAGGUAAACGACCUCCGGCGCAUCAGGGCAUCUGGCCUGCGGCGGAAUUCUUAAGCAGUCGCGGCGAUCUGGACAACCCCAAUCGGACCGCAUCGACACUUCCCCGCACCCCGCAUCCGGACCCCGCACCCCAACUGCCGCGAUGCCAGCCAAGCUUAGCGCGACCCCGCCCAGUGUGGCGAGAACCAGUCGGGCGAUCCAGGGGUAUCGCCGGCGAGCUGUUGUAGCAGCCGUGACCCGGCUCGGGCGCGGCGAGACGCACCGGUUCAUCUCGUCGGCCGCAUCAUGCAGCACGAUAAAUCCGGGAAGCAGCACGGCUGCCCCGCCGCGUGCGCAGGGAGGAAAGCAAACCAUAUCUCUCACGCCCCCGCCGGGUCCCCUGCUCAACAGCACCAUCACCAGCAUCACUGCCGCAGCCUCGCCGAGCCACCACGUCGCCCCGUCUCAGAACCGCUGGUCGUCCACGCUUGCCGCCGCCGCAGAAAAGCCCAAGAUGUACACCACGUCCUUCGCCUUCUUCGAGGCGCUGUGGGAUGCCGGCGUGACCCACGUCUUCGUCAACCUGGGCUCCGACCACCCCAGCAUCAUCGAGGCCAUGGUCAAGGGCGCGCGCGAGAAGAAGGGGCAGUUCCCGCGCAUCAUCACCUGCCCGAAUGAGAUGGUCGCCAUGUCGAUGGCGGACGGCUACGCGCGGCUGACAAACAAGCCGCAGGCCGUGAUCGUGCACGUCGACGUCGGCACGCAGGGGCUGGGCGCGGCGGUGCACAACGCGAGCACGGGGCGGGCGCCGGUGCUGGUGUUCGCGGGCCUGUCUCCCGUGACGCAGGAGGGCGAGCUGCGCGGGUCGCGCACCGAGUUCAUCCACUGGAUCCAGGACGUGCCGGACCAGAAGCAGAUCCUGGCGCAGUACUGCCGCUACGCGGCCGAGCUCAAGACGGGCGUCAACGUCAAGCAGAUGGUCAACCGCGCCCUGCAGUUCGCCCGCUCCGCCCCGCAGGGCCCCGUCUACCUGUGCGGCUCGCGCGAGGUCAUGGAGAUGGAGAUCGAGCCGUACGCCGUCCGCCAGGCCGAGUGGGAGCCCGUCGGGCCGGGCGCGCUGCCGGCCGGCGCCGUGCGCACGAUCGCCGAGGCCCUGGCCGGCGCGGAGGAGCCACUCGUGAUUACCGGGUAUGCCGGCCGGAACCAGGCCGUGCCGGGCGCGCUGGUCGAGCUGGCGAACACGGUCAAGGGCCUGCGGGUGCUCGACACGGGCGGCAGCGACAUGUGCUUCCCGGCGGACCACCCGGGCUGGCUGGGGGUGCGGUACGGAAGCGAGGAUGCCAUCCGGACGGCGGAUGCCAUCGUCGUGCUGGACUGCGACGUGCCGUGGAUCUCGACGCAGUGCAAGCCCCGUGAGGACGCCCGCAUCUUCCACAUCGACGUUGACCCCCUGAAGCAAAUCAUGCCGCUGUUCUACAUCCAGGCGCAGCAGAGGUACCGCGCCGACGCGCUGACGGCGGUCGAGCAGAUCACCGCACUGCUCAAGGCGGACGAAGGGUUCAAGGCGCAGCUGACGGGAGGGGAGAGCGAGCGGAGGUGGACGGCGCUGCAAGCGUCGUACAGGAAGCGGCUGGAGGUCAUCGCGGCCAGGUCUCAGCCGCUGGAGAACGGGGAGUUCGGGACGAGCCACCUGUGCGCGAAGCUGAGGGAGGUGUGCCCCAAGGACACCAUCUGGGCGGUCGAGGCCGUCACCAACACGGUGUUUGUGCACGACAGCAUCCAGCCCACGCUGCCCGGGCACUGGAUCAACUGCGGCGGCGGGGGGCUCGGCUGGUCCGGCGGCGGCAGCCUGGGCAUCAAGCUCGCGUCGGACCACGAGGCGCAGCUCAAGGGCGAGAAGGGCAAGUUCGUCGUCCAGAUUGUGGGCGACGGCACGUUCCUCUUCUCGGUGCCGGGCAGCGUGUACUGGAUCUCGAAGCGGUACAACAUCCCGGUCCUUACGAUCGUGCUGAACAAUAAGGGCUGGAAUGCGCCGCGGAGAUCGCUGCUGCUGGUCCAUCCGGAUGGCUUGGGCUCCAAGGCGACCAACGAUGAGAUCAACAUCUCGUUCGACCCGUCUCCCGACUACGCGGGCAUUGCGAAGGCCGCGGCCGGAGGAGACCUGUUUACCGCGCGCGUCGACAAGGCGGCCGAUCUCGAGAGGGUGUUGAAAGAGGCCGUCGCGGCCGUCCAGGGAGGCCAGACGGCCGUCGUCGACUGCAAGGUGGCCAUGGGCUGCUAGGCAGUCCCCUUCUCAUGUUCAAGUGCCUUCCUUUGUGUCCUGGGUCUCGUGGGGGCGUACAUAGUCGAAGUGGGAGAGAGCAGGCCGGCGUUGCGAAAGAGGGGGCAGCAGUUGUGUUCGCGCUUCGGGUUAUUUUUCGGACCCUGAAUGGUCCACGGCCCAUUGCUUUUAGCCUGUAGUACUACUCCGUACAUCAACAGGAGUCCUAUUUCAACGGCGAAUGAGGAAAACCACAUCUCCUGCAGCUGCCCGGCUCCCCUGCUGCUGACUGUGUUAUCGAUCGGGAAAGGUUGCCCUUCUGGGCAUGCAGAUGGAUAC